Messenger RNA from Nyctereutes procyonoides (raccoon dog), 2577 nucleotides. It is a transcript of the gene MASP2, whose product is annotated as MBL associated serine protease 2. The record is from RefSeq and is a predicted model, not a curated record. Lineage: Eukaryota; Metazoa; Chordata; Mammalia; Carnivora; Canidae. Gene Ontology annotation, cellular component: extracellular region. Gene Ontology annotation, biological process: proteolysis; complement activation, lectin pathway. Gene Ontology annotation, molecular function: serine-type endopeptidase activity; calcium ion binding.
CGUCCCUGUCCCGGGGGAAGUCGACGCAGGAGGGGGAGCAGAGGCGCCCGUGCUCGCCUGCACCCAGAAGCUCGUCCCGCCUUCACCGUGGCCCCCACCCCGCGGCCUCGGGAGGCCCACCGGGGGCUCGUGGCCCGGGUCCAGCCCCCGCCUCCUGGCGCGCCCUGUCCCCACGCCUGACACAGCCCCGCGGGGUCACGGGGCCAGUUCCCGGAAUCCCAGGCGGCCCGGCGCUGGGCAAACAGGGCAAAGGUGAGGCACCGAGCGCCGCGGGACCAUGAGGCUGCUGCUCUUCCUGGGCUUGCUGGGCGGCUGGGCGGCCGCCGCCCCGGGCCCCACGUGGCCGCAGCCCCUGUUCGGCCGCCUGGCGUCCCCCGGCUUCCCCGGGGCCUACGCCAACCACCAGGAGCGGCGCUGGGCCCUGACGGCGCCCCCCGGCUACCGCCUGCGCCUCUACUUCACCCACUUCCACCUGGAGCUCUCCUACCUGUGCGAGUACGACUUUGUCAAGCUGAGCUCAGGGACCGAGGUGCUGGCCACGCUGUGCGGCCAGGAGAGCACGGACACCGAGCGGGCCCCGGGCAACGACACCUUCCGCUCGCCGGGCUCCAGCCUGGACGUCACCUUCCGCUCCGACUACUCCAACGAGCAGCCCUUCACGGGCUUUGAGGCCUUCUAUGCGGCAGAGGACAUCGACGAGUGCCAGGUGCCCCCGGGAGAGGCCCCGCCCUGCGACCACCACUGCCACAACCACCUGGGUGGCUUCUACUGCUCCUGCCGCCAGGGCUACAUUCUCCACAGGAACAAGCGCACCUGCUCAGCCCUGUGCGCAGGUCAGGUCUUCACCGGCCGGUCGGGGGUGCUCAGCAGCCCUGAAUACCCGCAGCCGUACCCCAAACUCUCCAGCUGCACCUACAGCAUCCACCUGGAGGAGGGCUUCAGCAUCGUCCUGGACUUCGAGGCGCCCUUCGACGUGGAGACGCACCCCGACGCCCUGUGCCCCUACGACUCCCUCAAGGUCCGAACAGACAAAGAGGAAUAUGGGCCGUUUUGCGGGACGACGUUGCCCCAGAGGAUCGAAACCCAAAGCAGCGCCGUGGCCAUCAGCUUUGUGACCGAUCAGUCGGGGGAGCACGCGGGCUGGAGGAUCCGCUACAGCAGCUCGGCUCGGCCCUGCCCCAGUCCCGUGGCGCCGCCCAACGGCCGCAUCGCCCCCGUGCAAGCCGAGUACGUGCUGGAGGACCGCGUGGCCGUGUCCUGCGACCCCGGGUACGAGCUGCUCCGGGGUUCCUCGGCCCUGAAAUCCUUCACCGCCGUGUGCCAGAGGGACGGGUCCUGGGACCAGCCGCCGCCGCGCUGCAGCGCCGUAGACUGCGGCCCCCCCGACGACCUGCCCGCCGGCCGCGUGGAGUUCCUCACAGGCCCCGGGGUGACCACGUACAGAGCGGGGAUCCGCUACCGCUGUAACGGGAGCUUCUACGCGAGGACCAUGACCGCGGACGACGGUAAAUAUGUGUGUGAGGCUGACGGAUUCUGGACGGGCCCCAAAGGAGAAAAAUCGCCCCCCGUCUGUGAGCCCGUUUGUGGACUAUCCACUCGCACCACAGAAGUCGAUACGGGGCAGAGCAAGCUGGGGGACUUUCCCUGGCAAGUCCUGUUACUGGGUCGGACUACGGCAGCGGGCGCCCUCCUGCGGGACAACUGGAUCCUAACCGCGGCUCACGCGGUGUAUACACAGAAGGCGGCUGCCUCCUCCUUGGACAUCAGGAUGGGUACCCUGAAGAGACUGUCGGCUCAGUACACCCAGGCCCGGGCCGAGGCCAUCUUUAUACAUGAAGGUUACACUCCUGGUGCUGGUUUUGACAACGACAUAGCACUGAUUAGGUUGAAGAACAGGGUGGUGAUCAGGAGCAACGUCCUGCCGAUCUGUCUGCCAAGAAAGGAAGCGGAAUCCUUCAUGAGGACCAAUGACAUUGGAACCGCAUCUGGAUGGGGAUUAACCCAGAGGGGUUUUCUUGCCAGACAUCUAAUGUUUGUUGACAUACCAAUCGUCGACCAUCAGAAAUGUGCCGCUGCGUAUGAAAAGCUGUCCUACCCCGGGGGGAGGGUCACGGAGAACAUGCUUUGCGCUGGCUUAGAAGGUGGGGGCAAGGACAGCUGCAGAGGGGACAGUGGGGGGGCAUUAGUGUUUCUAGACAAUGAGACACAGAGAUGGUUUGUGGGAGGAAUAGUGUCCUGGGGUUCCACUAAUUGCGGGGAAGCCAAUCAGUAUGGGGUGUAUACCAAAGUCAUUAACUAUAUUCCCUGGAUCGAGAACAUAAUUAAUAAUUUUUGAUUUGCAUGUCUGCACAAUCAAUUGAUUUAAUCAACCAAUUCUUUAGUUAAAACAUCCCUGUAAAAGAUCUUGGCAGCACCGUGACCGGAGAAGACGUGAACACCCCCAACCACCCCCAAGCACACCACGGGCCAGACCGUCAUUACAGGUGCUCCUCACCUGCCAGUUCCCCCGCCCCCCACUCUUUGAUCCAAGGGGAUACAAACGAUUAAGUGGCAUCACCUUCCCCAAACCAACAGAAA